Molecule: messenger RNA, 2463 nt
Organism: Thlaspi arvense
Lineage: Eukaryota; Viridiplantae; Streptophyta; Magnoliopsida; Brassicales; Brassicaceae
Source: the annotation of a GenBank genome assembly
AUGAGAUUUAAUAGGACUAUCCGAUUCGUUUACCCUUUUGAUCAAAGUUUCAACCUUUGUUUCAGGGUGGAAAUGGAAGUCUCUGUGUUGAAAUCUCUCGUCGACAGCAUCUCUUCGUUUCUAAAUCUGUCGUCUUCAAAACAUAUCGAUUUAGACCCGUUUGAGAAGUACUACAAGAGAGUCGAGGAAUUGUUGAGAGUGUUGAAACCAAUAGCAGAUGCCGUCUUCAACUCCUCCGAUCUUGUUUCGGAUGAGAAACUCGGUAAAGCGUUUGAAGAAUUGACUCAAGAUGUUGAUCAAUCGAGAGAUCUCUUCAGAAGCUGGCAAGCAUUCUCCAGCAAAGUCUACUUUGUACUCCAAAUUGAAUCUUUGAUACCAAAGAUGCGAGACACUAUUGUGGAUACUUUGGAGUUUCUGAUGUCUUGUAAUAACGACCUACCUGAUGAACUGAGUCCAGCUUCCCUUGAGCAAUGCCUUGUGAAGGUUAAGCAUCUUAGUUAUGAAGAGAUAUCUUCUGUGAUCGAUGGUGCUCUAAGGGAUCAGAGAGACGGUGCUGGACCAAGCUCGGAGAUCUUGGUGAAAAUAGGAGAGAACACUGGUCUGAGAUCGAACCAGGAGAUUCUAAUCGAAGCUGUUGCUCUAGAGAGGCAGAAAGAGAUCGCUGAGCAGUCGGAGAACAACUCGGAGGUGGAGUUCCUCGACCAGCUUAUCGUCAUCGUGAACCGAAUGCACGAACGUCUUCUCCUGAUCAAACAGACUCAGACGUCAAGCGUCGCCAUCCUCGCAGACUUCUUCUGUCCUCUGUCUCUCGAAGUGAUGACUGAUCCAGUGAUUGUGUCUUCAGGACAAACCUACGAGAAGGCCUUCAUCAAGAGAUGGAUCGAUUUGGGUUUGAAAGUUUGUCCCAAGACUAGGCAGACUCUGACUCACACCACUCUGAUACCUAACUACACCGUCAAGGCCUUGAUCGCUAACUGGUGCGAGACGAACGACGUCAAGCUCCCUGAUCCGAACAAAUCGUCGAGCUUAAACGAGCUUUCUCCUCUCUUGUCAUGUACAAACUCUGUUCCUGAUGUUGUUGUUAGAGUUAACAAUAAGUCAAAUGAUUGGGAUGCUUCUGCAAGCAGAGCAAUGGAAAGAGAAGGCUCUUCUCCUUCUCCUUCUCCUUCUUCACCAGAUAGAUCGAACGAUUCUCGAGAAACGAAGACUGAUGCGCCGAGUAGGUCCUCUGUAUCGGUGGAGAACGGACAAGCGUCGGAGAACCACAACCACCACCAUCAUCAGAGAUCACCUUCUGCUGCUAGCUCUGCUUCGAACGAGGAGUUUCCGAGAGGAGCAGACGGUAACGAGAACUCUGAAGAAUCAGCUCACGCUACACCUUACAGCAGUGACGCCUCGGGAGAAAUCAGAUCAGGUCCUCUCGCUUCCGCAGCAACUUCAGCUAAUGCAGCAGCUACACGGCGAGACUUAUCCGACUUCUCUCCGAAAUUCAUGGACAGACGAAACCGUGGCCAGUUCUGGCGGCGUCCUUCGGAGAGGCUCGGUUCAAGAAUCGUCUCAGCGCCUUCGAACGAGCCGCGGCGUGAUCUCUCCGAGGUCGAGAACCAAGUCAAGAAGUUGGUUGAAGAGUUGAAAAGCAGUUCGUUGGAUGUUCAGAGACAAGCGACAUCAGAGAUAAGGUUGUUAGCUAAACACAACAUGGAUAACAGAAUAGUGAUCGGAAACUCCGGCGCGAUCGUCUUGUUAGUCGAACUGCUUCACUCUAACGACUCAGCCACGGUGGAGAACGCCGUUACCGCGCUUCUCAACUUGUCCAUCAACGACAACAACAAGAAAGCGAUAGCCGACGCAGGAGCCAUCGAGCCGCUCAUCCACGUGCUCGAAAACGGUAGCUCUGAAGCUAAAGAGAACUCUGCCGCUACGCUCUUUAGCCUCUCUGUGAUAGAAGAGAACAAGAUCAAGAUAGGCCAGUCUGGCGCGAUAGGGCCUCUCGUUGAUCUGUUAGGUAACGGUACGCCUCGUGGCAAGAAAGACGCUGCGACGGCGUUGUUUAACCUCUCGAUACAUCAGGAGAACAAGGCGACGAUCGUGCAGUCAGGUGCUGUGAGGUACCUUAUUGACCUUAUGGAUCCUGCGGCUGGGAUGGUGGAUAAAGCGGUUGCGGUUCUGGCGAAUCUUGCUACGAUCUCUGAAGGAAGAAACGCGAUUGGGCAAGAAGGUGGGAUCGCUCUUCUUGUUGAGGUUGUUGAGUUGGGUUCGGCGAGAGGGAAAGAAAACGCUGCGGCGGCUCUGCUUCAGCUUUCGACCAACAGUGGUCGGUUCUGCAAUAUGGUUCUCCAAGAAGGAGCUGUUCCUCCUCUUGUCGCUCUUUCGCAGUCUGGUACUCCCAGAGCCAGAGAAAAGGCACAGGCAUUGCUAAGUUACUUUAGGAACCAAAGGCAUGGAAACAAUGGACGUGGCUGA